This is a messenger RNA of Zingiber officinale, 3154 nucleotides long. RefSeq names its product probable N-succinyldiaminopimelate aminotransferase DapC. The transcript is spliced from 2 exons. NCBI's taxonomy places the organism in Eukaryota, Viridiplantae, Streptophyta, Magnoliopsida, Zingiberales, Zingiberaceae. Bases 160 to 1506 code for a protein of 448 amino acids. Gene Ontology annotation, molecular function: pyridoxal phosphate binding; L-kynurenine:2-oxoglutarate transaminase activity. The record is from RefSeq and is a predicted model, not a curated record. Gene Ontology annotation, cellular component: cytoplasm. Gene Ontology annotation, biological process: biosynthetic process.
UUCCUCCUCACUCGUGCUCCGUCGCAUACUCUUCGCUUUCGCAUGGUUUGGGCUGAGAGGGCGGCGGCGACGACAACGGCGACGGCGACGGCGGUGUUGGAGAUCGAAUUAGAUACCUAAUUUCUUCUGUAGGAAUAGGUUGCCUGCGUCUCACAACCGAUGCCUCUUCUUUCGCUUGCGAAUCCCUCGUCCCCAGCUGGCCACGAGAUGCUCCUCUUAAGAUCCGCCUCCGUUUUCCGCUCCGUCUCUCGCCGGAUCUCGACCGUCCGCAUGGCUGCGAUCUCCACUUCCGGGGAGAAGGGUGCUUCGCCUGCUGGGCAAGUGCAGCUCCCGCCUAGCCCCCCUCCGGUUCAGGUUGCCAAGCGGCUGGAAAACUUUAAGACCACUAUCUUCACUCAAAUGAGCUUGCUCGCAAUUAAACAUGGAGCAAUAAACUUAGGCCAGGGCUUCCCUAACUUUGAUGGACCAGAGUUUGUUAAAGAAGCUGCCAUAGAGGCUAUAAAGGAGGGAAAGAAUCAAUAUGCAAGGGGAUAUGGUGUUCCUGAACUUAAUUCUGCCAUUGCUGAGAGGUUUAAGAAGGAUACCGGGUUACAAGUCAAUCCCGAGAAAGAAGUGACUGUGACAUCAGGGUGCACUGAAGCAAUUGCUGCAACCAUUUUGGGUCUGAUCAAUCCUGGCGAUGAAGUGGUACUCUUUGCCCCAUUUUAUGAUUCUUACUUAGCUACGCUCUCUAUGGCUGGUGCUGAAGUAAAGUCUGUCACACUUUGCCCUCCUGAUUUCGCCGUUCCACUUGAUGAGCUGAAAUCUGUUGUCACAAAGAAAACACGCGCCAUAAUGAUAAACACGCCACACAAUCCUACUGGGAAAAUGUUUAACCGAGAAGAACUGGAAGUGAUUGCCUCUCUCUGCAUAGAGAACGACAUUUUAGUCUUCACUGAUGAGGUUUACGACAAGCUGGCAUUUGAAGCUGAGCAUAUCUCUAUUGCAUCUCUCCCAGGAAUGUAUGAGAGAACUGUGACUAUGAACUCUCUGGGAAAAACAUUCUCCUUGACUGGAUGGAAAAUUGGAUGGGCAGUAGCGCCACCACACCUGACGUGGGGAUUCAGGCAGGCACAUUCAUUCCUCACAUUCUCCACAUCAACUCCCAUGCAGUGGGCAGCUUCAGUAGCUUUGAGGGCACCUGAUACCUAUUAUGAGGAAUUGAAGAGAGACUACUUGGCUAAGAAAGCAAUACUUGUGGAGGGACUAAAAGCAGCAGGUUUCAUCGUUUACCCAUCGAGUGGGACAUACUUUGUUAUGGUGGAUCAUACCCCGUUUGGGUUCGAAAAUGAUAUAACUUUCUGUGAGUACUUGAUCACAGAGGUUGGAGUAGUGGCCAUACCGACCAGUGUGUUCUACCUGAACCCUGAGGAAGGAAAGAGUUUAGUAAGAUUUACCUUCUGCAAGGAUGAACACACACUGAGGGCAGCGGUCGAGCGGAUGAAGGAAAGGCUCCAUAAGAGAUGAGUAGCUUAUGCUGUUCUUUCCAUCAUAUGUUUUGCUCUCCAAAUUCUAAGAAGAUGAAGUUGGCAUGGUAAGACUUAGUUAUUUAGCUUUUCAAACAGUCGAAUCUUUACAGCUUGAUUUUGUAUUUGAUCCAUGUUUUAGCUCCUGUUUUUGAUACUUUUUAAUGCCACUUUCUCAUUGUUUAAUCUCAAACAUCUGAAACAAGUUCAAAAUGUAGCAACAGGAGUUUUGGGUCUUCACUUUGAGUGUUGAGGUAGAACAUAGGUAUAGAAGGGGUUAAAUGAAAGAGUCUAGCAGAGAUUCGAAAGUAUUUUACUGCAUAUUUGGUCGUGCAAAAACAUUGAAAUCGAAAUAAUUCCUAGUUUGGAUGUCAAUGGAUUAAGCUUCCUCAUUCAGGAGUAAAAUGGAUUUCAUUAUAGGUACAUCCUUUGACUCGAGGAUCGGAGGAGGGGUUUCUAGUGAAGGCCUGCCUCCCUUGGCUCUGUUGUUCGAGUACUUAGAAUGAGGGUGGCCGAUGACAAUAAUACUCCAGCAUGAGUCCUAACUAUUUUAAGAGAAAUUAUUAUUGGUGUAAUUUAUACUAACAGUUUAACUCAAUUUUUUAUGAAUGAUAAAUGAGUCAAGUUAGGUGUUUUGUAGUCUAAUACAUGUACCGAGCGUGCAGAGAUUGACGUGUCUAGAGGAUCUAAUACCAGGCUAAAAUCCAGCUAGGUUUGCGGGACUUGAUAGUUGGUACGAAGACCAGAUAGGUCAAAGGGUUGACCUGAUAUCUGGCAAGAAAUCUAACUAGGUCUGCGGGGUCUGACAACUGGCAAAAGUCCAGUUGGAUAUGCGGACCUGACAACUUGCAUGAAGACCUGGUGGGUCAAGAGGCUAGUUGAUAGACUGCAAAUUGGUAAGUGAACGUAAGUCACUGGAGGAGAGUGACCUAGUGAGGACGCCUCCCGAUUGAGAGACAGUAGGUCUCGGUCCAGUUUAGGUUCAUUUUGAAUCCCUAAAUUUAGACCUUGAGUAGUCUUGAUUCUGGAAAGAUAUGAACUAAUUAUGACACUUAUUAUUAUUACUGUACUAAUUUUGUUUUGCAGGUUAGAUGUUUUAAUUUUGGACUAACACAUUGUGUAGGGCAAAAGGAGCAAAUAAGACCUCGGGUGAACAAUGCCCGAGGUGCCUUCUAGGUAACGAAAUGUACCUUCAUACUAUUCAUGGAAGGUGUCUUCCGUAAGAUAAAAUUCAGACUUCGUCGUAGAUAAGAACCGGGUUGUUCGGGAUCGGAUUUCUCAAGUUGGAGGCGCCUUCAAGGCUAUGGAAGGCGCCUUUCACAUCCUUUAUAAGGGCACUUCGACCAAGGCUUCAAUACAACGCAGUUUACAAGCUUCUACGCGUUCGAUUGGUGUUCUGAUUGCUCCGACGUUAUGUUGCUACUUCAAAGAAGUCGUUCCGCUACCAAGCUACUUUUUCGAGUCAUCUAAUCAUCUCCAAUAGACCGAUAGCAACACACGAACGUGUCCAGAUUGUUGGUAAUUUUAAUUGUGUUGCAAACUUUCUUACCCUUAUUUUUAAAGGGAAAUGUAGAUUGUUACACGAUCCUUAUCUUGUAUUCAAUUACCUUUUUCGAUGAUUUUAGAAGAGACAUUUAAUGGAUCACUCA